AUGGAAAAAAUUAGAGAAAAACUUAAUGCAGUUCGUGCUGAAGCCGAUGCAGCGAAUCAGCGUGCAGAAAAUGCUGAAGCCGAGUUGAAAAAAGCCAAAGACGAAUUAAUAAGCAAAGAACAAGAAAUCAUAUCUCUCCAAAAUAAAAUUGCACUUUUGGAAGCAGAAAAUCUUCGUAUAGAGAAAAAAGUCACGGACGAUAAACUUUUACAGGAGGAAGUUGAGACAAAUAAGAGUACUACCGAGGCACUUCAACGAAAAGUCGCUUUACUUGAAAGUGAAUUAGAUAAUACUGAACAGAGUCUACGGGACACAACCGAGAAACUUCGACAAACUGACGUCAAAGCAGAACAUUUUGAGCGGAAAGUUCAACAACUUGAAGCUGAGAAAUCUGAUUUGGAAAAACAAUUAGAAAAUAUUGAAGAAGAACUCGCAAAGACCAAGAAAGAACUUGAUGAUACCUUAAAAUCAUUUGAGGAUAUGUAA
This is a messenger RNA of Ambispora leptoticha, 486 nucleotides long. The record is from the annotation of a GenBank genome assembly. NCBI's taxonomy places the organism in Eukaryota, Fungi, Glomeromycota, Glomeromycetes, Archaeosporales, Ambisporaceae.